Messenger RNA from Salarias fasciatus (jewelled blenny), 1120 nucleotides. It is a transcript of the gene cdk1, whose product is annotated as cyclin dependent kinase 1. Gene Ontology annotation, molecular function: ATP binding; cyclin-dependent protein serine/threonine kinase activity. The transcript has 8 exons. The record is from RefSeq and is a predicted model, not a curated record. Bases 41 to 949 code for a protein of 302 amino acids. Gene Ontology annotation, biological process: G2/M transition of mitotic cell cycle; protein phosphorylation; mitotic G2 DNA damage checkpoint signaling. Gene Ontology annotation, cellular component: nucleus. NCBI's taxonomy places the organism in Eukaryota, Metazoa, Chordata, Actinopteri, Blenniiformes, Blenniidae.
UAACCUGGACAGGACGGUCCGUGGACGAGCAGAAGGAAUAAUGGAAGACUACCUGAAAAUAGAGAAAAUUGGAGAAGGUACUUAUGGGGUCGUGUACAAGGGCAGACACAAGGCCACCGGGCAGGUGGUGGCCAUGAAGAAGAUCCGCUUAGAGAGCGAGGAGGAAGGAGUCCCCAGCACCGCCGUCCGGGAGGUGUCCCUGCUGCAGGAGCUCAAACAUCCCAACGUCGUGCGACUCCUGGAUGUCCUGAUGCAAGAGUCCCGUCUCUACCUCAUCUUUGAGUUCCUGUCCAUGGAUCUGAAGAAGUACCUGGAUUCCAUCCCCUCCGGCCAGUACAUGGAUCCCAUGCUCGUUAAGAGCUACCUUUACCAGAUCCUGGAGGGAAUCUUCUACUGCCACUGCCGCCGUAUCCUCCACCGAGACCUGAAGCCUCAGAAUCUCCUCAUCGACAACAAGGGAGUGAUCAAACUGGCAGACUUCGGCUUGGCUCGAGCGUUCAGUGUUCCUGUCAGGGUUUACACCCACGAGGUGGUCACUCUGUGGUACCGGGCUCCAGAAGUCCUCCUCGGCUCGCCUCGAUAUUCGACUCCAGUGGACAUUUGGAGCGCCGGGACCAUCUUUGCUGAGCUGGUUACCAAGAGGCCUCUCUUCCACGGAGACUCUGAGAUAGACCAACUCUUCAGGAUCUUCAGGACUCUGGGAACUCCAAACAAUAAUGUGUGGCCUGAUGUGGAGAGCCUCCCUGACUAUAAGAACACCUUCCCCAAAUGGAAGUGUGGCAGCGUGUCGUCGGUGGUGAAGAACCUGGACAAGGACGGCCUGGACCUGCUGACGAAAAUGUUGAUCUACAAUCCUCCGAAGAGAGUUUCAGCCCGUGAUGCACUGACCCACCCGUACUUUGACGACUUGGAUAAAUCCACCCUGCCGGCCGCCGGCAUCAAGAUCUGAGUCACAGCAGUCCGUCGCCUCUCUGUAAAUACUUUAAUGUCCUUGUGUGUCAAACCGCUAAGUUCUGGUUGUCUCAUUUAACACACAGGUUCUGUUGGUCUUCUGUAAUAACGUCUCUGACCCUGUUUGGUCAGAUUUAUUCCAGUUUUAUUUUACAAUAAAACAAUGUCA